AUGAUAUCGGCUCCAACCGUACCCAAGGGUUGGAAUGCCUUGAUGAGAAGGAACUUCAUCUACCGCAAACGUAAUUGGGUUUCCACAAUUGCCGAGUUGGCUCUUCCAGUUCUGUUUUGUUUCGUUUUGGUCUCGUUGAAGGAAACUGCCGAAAAGAGUGAACAUUUUAAGCCAAGAGAGAUUCCGGCGCAUUUCCCCUCAGACAUUCAAGCCAUUCAAAUUCUAUCAUUUACCGAUUAUAUCACCGCCUUACAAGCCAAACGGAUUUGUCUAGCGAAGAACAGAAACACCACAGUGCCAAACAAUAAUGAUGACGUGAAAACGAAACGAAACCAUUCCAACUUUGUCAUUAGUGGCAUGCUUGAUCAUGGUCGAAACUGGCAGGUGCCAUUCAUUCAAUGUGAUUCUCGCCAUUGCAAACAUCACGGAGAAGAGGCGUACCGGUAUUGUCACUAUCCCAAGCUGGGACUCGCGGCUAGCACGCCCACGGACCUAGGAGGGAUGCAACGCGCUCGAGACUUUCAGACUUACGUCUACAAGAGGUACCCACAACUGCACAACACAAGUCUUCCAGCCCUGAAGAGCAGCGGCAACUUCACUCGCUUCUUUGAGAGUAGCCAAGCAUUGGAUGACUACAUUCAGCAUCCGGGCUAUGGCAUUGGAGUCGAAAGAGCGAAGCUCGCCAUGGCGAUUGUCUUUACUGGCAACGACACUACCAACUACGAUUAUGCUAUUCGAGUUAAUUCCACAAACAACAAUGCACCCGAAUACAGUGGUAAAGGAAGCAACACGUGGCGUACCACACCCGAUACCAAUCGCAUGUUUGCAAGCCUUGCGAAGCGUGAAACACAAGCCUGUCGGUUCUUGGGUCAACCCCAAGGCCCACUGGAAUAUUCAUGCACUGGGCAGUACAUUCUCAAUGGACUCCUCACCACGCAGCGGUUCGUACAGGAUUGGAUUAUGGUAGACACUGGAGCACAUGACGCGGGCCUCUUCGUUGCGGAACACGGGGUCAAGUUUGCGCCCUUUCCAUCCAAGGCUUACCAAGAGCAAGGCUUUUACACUGUUUUAAAUGGAUUCUUGGCACUGUUCCUGACCCUAGGCUUUCUGUACCCAGUCGCAAGUAUUAUUUCUUACAUUGCCACAGAAAGAGAGACGGGGCAGAAGGAGUUUCUGAAAAUGAUGAGUGUCAAAGAGUGGGAGAUUGGCACUAGCUGGUUUUGCACUUUUCUUUUGCUUCAUAUGGUGACGGCGAAACUUCUGACUAGGAUUUCAAGACCUCUCUUUGCCUAUUCGGAUCCCAUGCUGCUAUGGACCUUUUGGCAAUCAGCACUGGUUUCGUUUGUUGCCUUUGCUUGUUUUGUACCCUCACUUGUAGUGGCCAAAACGAAUAGUGCAUCCAGAACUGUCCUAGUUGGAUUACUCUUGUUCCUCUCGGGUUACUUCUUGUCACAGUCCAUAGAUCUGGAGGAUGGUGAUCCGUUCUGGAUGAAAGUUCUCUGUCUUCAUCCAGGUGCUGCGUUUGCAUACGGGGUGCAAACACUUGGAAGAUUAGAGGACGCUGGUAUCGGGACUAAUUGGAACUCUAUUGACUCGAGCGACAGUCCCUCAGGAUUCACUGUUUUCGUGUCAUUGCAAUUUCUAUGGCUUGAUUGCCUUCUUUACACAUUACUUUCGUGGUACUUCAAUCGAGUUUUUCCUGGCACAGAGCAUGGAAAUGCGUUGCCGUACAGCUUUCCUCUACGACCUGCCUAUUGGUUUCGGUGUUUUCAAACGCAACAACUCACUAACCAAGCCCCCUUUGAAUACACUCCCGCAAAUAAUGAUGAAGAGUCUGAGAUACCCAUGGAACCAGUGUCAGAAUCGUUGCGACAGCAGUCGCAAAUGGGUAGCAGCGUUGAAUUGCACAAUCUGCGAAAAGUGUUCCCCAACUGCCUUGGCAAUAACAGUGUCACUGCAGUGGACGGGCUCAAUCUAUCCUUGUAUCAAGGGCAGGUUACGGCGUUGUUGGGACACAAUGGGAGUGGCAAGAGUACAACGAUAAAGAUGCUGACGGGUGCAAUUGUUCCAACCGAUGGUUUCCAUGUUGUUGCUGGAAAACGCAGCACCACGCAGAUGGAAGGUAUUAGAGAGACGUUGGGUAUUUGCCUGCAGAACAACGAUGCACUAUUCCCAAAGCUGACAGUUCAGGAACAUCUUUGCUUCUACAGUCGAUUGAAAGGUGUGUCCUCCAAAACGGAAGAAGUCGACCGAGCAUUGAAAGAUGUCGGUCUGGACGAAAAGCGUCAUACUCUAUCAAUGCACCUCAGCGGAGGCAUGAAACGAAAACUAUGCGUGGGCAUCGCAUUCUGUGGAGACAGCCGUCUGGUUGUUCUCGACGAACCAACCAGUGGAAUGGAUCCAUCUUCACGUCGAUUCACCUGGAAUCUGAUCCAACGAUAUCGACCAGGCAAGAUCAUUCUCCUCACCACACACUUUCUCGAUGAAGCUGAUCUUCUUGCCGACAAAAUCGCGAUCUUGGCUGAUGGGCGCCUACAGUGUGUAGGCAGUCCGCUGUGGUUGAAACGUCAAUAUGAUGUCGGAUACAGACUGACCAUUGCAAAAGACGCUGGCAACUCGCCUCUCCUUGGAAAUGAUCAAAAAGUUCGGGACGAUAAGUUGAUCGAAAUGGUUCAUCGUGUCGUCACGGGAUCACGGACUCUUUCGAUUUCAGAGAAGGAACUGACAUUCCACCUGCCACUGUCGAGUACUGGUUCUUUUGGUACGAUGUUCCGUUACCUUGACACCGAAGUCAACCAAGGAGUUCUGGUGUCAUAUGGAAUUGGAAUGACAACUCUGGACGAGGUCUUUCGAGAGGUUGCGCGAGGUACGAAAAUGAGGUGCUCAGAAGACGACGAAGAUGCUCCUUCAGGUCCAAACAGAAAAGAGAAUUGGUUUCCCACAAGCCUGCAAGCGAGCAGCACCAUCUCCCCAAAGGGCAACAACACACGAUCUCAUACUUUCUGGAGACACCUAUAUGCGCUUCUUUGCAAACGCCUCAUCAACUUCCGACGAGACAAAAAAGCGUGGUUCGCCACCACGAUUCUACCUGGCCUCUUUGUCCUGUUUGGUUUCCUGGUACUCAAGUAUGGCGACACUCAGAAGGCGCUGGGACCUCUACGAUUAGACUUGACUUCCUACAACCAAGAAGAUCAGCUGAUAACGCCGAUCGGGACACAAAACCCUGUACCAUUCAAUAGCCCCGGACGGGAUUUUAGGUGCCAGCCUGGAUGGUGCUCAUAUCAAUAUCCGAUCAGCAAAGUAAAGGAGACCGAUGAAAUGUACUUCUUCUGCGGGGGUCAAUCAUAUCUCCUGUCUUCUCCAAAUUGUUCCAUAGACGUGUCGAGCACGAUCAUGGGCAGGUUGAACAAUUCGGAGAUCACUCCCAUUGGCAGCAACGUUGGAAACAUAAACGAGUCAUCACACAGUAUCCUCCGUAGUGCACCCGGAUUCAAAGACUCCCAGUACGGUGCUAUCUGGUUUACGCACCAGGCGAACUCUACGCUCGACGGUGGAGGUGGCUCGUACGGAGAGAAAGCCGCUGGCCGUUGUCAUGCCAUGACAAGAGAGUACAUGAUGGACACUGAAUGCGAUCUUUACAAAGGUUUGGGAUAUGUCAUCAGUUACAACUUCACGGCUAUUCAUGUGGCGCCACUUUUUCAGAAGCUGGCUGACGAGGCGAUCAUACGCGAAGCCAUCAACAAUGACGAGCUUCGUAUAUCGCCCACCAUUCACCCGCUCCCCAAAACCCAGUUGGAGAGUCGCUUCAGAAAGGAAGAUGACGUUUUCAGUUUGUGGUUUAUGGUUGUAUUGAGCUUCCCGAUUAUUGCAGGCUACAUGGCCAACUUUGUGCUUCUCGAAAGGGAAUCAAAAGUGAAACAUCUCCAAACCCUUGCAGGCGUGGAGCCAGCCACGUAUUGGUUAUCCUCGAUACUUUGGGAUACAAUGAAUUAUCAACUUCCUCUGUGGUUUACAGUCUCAUUGAUGCAUGUGUUCGACGUUGAGGUUUUCACAACUCUAGAGCGAGACACACGGGGAGGAGUGAUCUCGCUCCUUUUCUUGUUUGGACCUGCUGCGGCCUCCUUUGCGUACUGUGUAUCUUUCUUGUUCACAUCGGCAAGUCUUUGCAACAUGUUCAUUAUUACCACUGGUUUUAUCACCGGCUUAGGAGGGCCCAUUGCAACGUAUACUCUCCGUCUACUCGGUUCCGAUCCCGACGACCCGUGGGAGAAACUGAUCAAAAUCGCACGAGCUUUGGAGUGGACUUUGAGAUGCACCCCUUCCUUUUGCCUUGGAAAGGGCUUGUUUUAUACCAUCAAUAUAGGCACCUUUCAGAUGCAAAGAGCGGACGCCAUAACGGUAUGGGAUGGGUCGAUUCUGUUCUAUGAAGUCAUUGCCCUAGUGCUCCAAAGCUUUGUGUAUCUGCUUCUAGCAAUAUGUCUCGACCGAGCGCAAAGAAGUCAAAAUUUGAGUCUGUACUGCGGGCAAUUUUGGUCGUUUUUGACAUGCAAUGUCCGAAGAAGGUAUGAAGCAUGCUCUACUUCAGACGAUACAGUUGAAGACAGCGAUGCCCUGGAAGAAGAAGAUCGUGUUCUAUCGGAUAGAACGGCCGAAGAUUCUAUGGUCUUACGUCGGCUGUCAAAAGUGUAUGGAAACGGAAAGGUUGCAGUCGACAAUAUGUCCCUUGGAAUCCUACCUGGCCAGGUCUUUGGGCUGCUCGGAGUCAACGGUGCGGGCAAAACAACUACCAUGUGUAUGCUAAGUGCAGAGUUUGCACCAACGAGUGGCGAUAUCCUUCUGGCUGGACAAACGGUGACGUCUGACAUACGCCAGCUGCGAAGCAAAUUGGGUUACUGUGCUCAGUUCGACGCCCUAUGUGAGAACCUGACGGGCCGCGAACAUGUGGAAUUGUAUGCCGCGUUGAAAUGCAUGGACUCCUCCAUCAUCAAGGAUGCAGCCGACAAAAUGUUGUCCGAGGUUGGCUUCAGCGACUUUGACAAAGAUAGAUUGAGCCGCUACUACAGUGGAGGAAUGCAACGAAAGCUAAGUAUCGCAAUUGCAAUGAUUGGCGACCCGAUAGUGGUACUUCUCGAUGAGCCGACCACUGGAGUUUGCCCCGUUUCAAGACAAGCGAUCUGGAGGAUCAUUUCGAACUUGGCAUCGAAAACUUCGGUUGUGCUGACUACGCAUAGUAUGGACGAAUGCGAAGCUUUGUGCUCUCGUAUCGGGAUCAUGUCAAAUGGUAGACUCGUGUGCCUCGGGUCAGCUCAUCAUCUCAAAUCAAAGUUUGGCAGUGGAUUGUAUCAGCUGGAAAUGAAAGUCCAUUCUGUGGAGGAAUCCGAUUCAGAUUUUGCUUCGAUCUAUGACAAAUUGUCCUUGAUCAAGGAGGCCUCGAAUGUCGACAUUGAAGCAGUGCAAUUGAGAGAUGGCAAUGGGAUCUUUUUUGAUCUUCAGGAAGCCUACGAAGCACUUGACGCUAUCACGAUGGACGGCCACUUGUCUAUGAGAUUGGCGCCUGACAACUCGGAAACUUCGGCCGUUUACAAUGAAGCGCGCUCUCUCGCCGGUGUCAGUCUGUGGUCUUUGGCGUCGUUCGCAGCAACUGAACUGCGUAUUCGCCAGAUCCACCAGUUUAUGUGCAAUUCCUUCCAGGGUGCGGCUCAACGAGAACGCCAAGACUUGAAGCUCAGGUAUGAGAUCCGAGCGAGCAUCCCUUUAGCUGACUUGUUCUCAACGAUCGAGGAGCAUAAGGAGACUUUGUGCCUUUCGGAGUACGGAGUAAGCCAGACAUCCCUUGAACAGGUGUUCAACAUGAUUGCUCGCGAUCAACAGCACUGCCAAUAG
Messenger RNA from Seminavis robusta, 5883 nucleotides. The record is from the annotation of a GenBank genome assembly. NCBI's taxonomy places the organism in Eukaryota, Bacillariophyta, Bacillariophyceae, Naviculales, Naviculaceae.